Messenger RNA from Apodemus sylvaticus (European woodmouse), 954 nucleotides. RefSeq names its product odd-skipped related transciption factor 2 (gene Osr2). NCBI's taxonomy places the organism in Eukaryota, Metazoa, Chordata, Mammalia, Rodentia, Muridae. Gene Ontology annotation, cellular component: nucleus. The transcript has 3 exons. Gene Ontology annotation, biological process: regulation of transcription by RNA polymerase II; urogenital system development; embryo development. Gene Ontology annotation, molecular function: DNA-binding transcription factor activity, RNA polymerase II-specific; RNA polymerase II transcription regulatory region sequence-specific DNA binding. The record is from RefSeq and is a predicted model, not a curated record. Bases 16 to 954 code for a protein of 312 amino acids.
GAAGCCUUCAGGAAGAUGGGGAGCAAGGCCCUGCCAGCUCCCAUCCCCCUGCACCCAUCGCUACAGCUUACCAAUUACUCCUUCCUGCAGGCAGUGAACACCUUCCCCGCCGCAGUGGACCACCUUCAGGGUCUCUACGGUCUCAGUGCUGUGCAGACCAUGCACAUGAACCACUGGACGCUGGGGUACCCCAGUGUGCACGAGAUCACCCGCUCCACCAUCACGGAGAUGGCGGCUGCGCAGGGCCUCGUGGACGCUCGCUUCCCCUUCCCUGCGCUGCCCUUCGCCACUCACCUGUUCCACCCCAAGCAGGGAGCCAUCGCCCACGUCCUGCCAGCCCUACACAAGGACCGGCCCCGCUUUGACUUUGCCAACUUGGCGGUGGCCGCCACGCAAGAAGAUCCGCCUAAAAUGGGAGACCUGAGCAAGCUGAGCCCGGGGCUGGGGAGCCCCAUCUCGGGCCUCAGUAAACUGACUCCGGACAGAAAGCCCUCCCGAGGGAGGCUGCCCUCCAAAACGAAAAAGGAGUUUAUCUGCAAAUUUUGCGGCAGACACUUUACCAAAUCGUACAAUUUGCUCAUUCACGAGAGGACCCACACGGACGAGAGGCCGUACACCUGUGACAUCUGCCACAAGGCAUUUCGGAGGCAAGAUCACCUACGGGAUCACAGGUAUAUCCAUUCCAAAGAAAAGCCCUUCAAAUGUCAGGAGUGUGGGAAAGGAUUCUGUCAGUCUAGGACUCUGGCGGUUCACAAAACUUUACAUAUGCAGGAAUCUCCACACAAAUGUCCCACAUGUGGAAGAACCUUUAAUCAGAGAAGUAAUCUGAAAACUCACCUUCUCACCCAUACAGACAUCAAGCCCUACAGCUGCGAGCAGUGCGGCAAAGUGUUCAGGCGAAACUGUGAUCUGCGGAGGCACAGCCUGACUCACACCCCGCGGCAGAACUUCUAG